AUGGCAGACCAGCUCAUGUCGAAAGAGGAUCUAUCCGCCUGGCGAUCAAAGUUGAUCGACAAGAAAACUACUCUUGGCCGUCAAUUAUCAUCUCGCCUUGAUCGUAUAGAACGUCAAAUUGUUAUCCAACCCACAGCCGAACAAUUCUCUUCCGCUGGAAACAUCAGUGAAUAUUUGAGGAAGCAAAAAGGAACGGAUCCAGUACCGAUCGCCAAAUGGUGGAGAGACAAUCACGAGGUUGAAGAUGAGAGAAGUAGAGCAGUGAUUCAAGGGAGUUUCGAUUAUUUGAGUAAAUAUGCGGAAUAUUGUAGAUCGAAUGAUCAGGCCUCGAAGGAGCCCAACUCACAUAUGUGGCACAGCGAGACCAUGCGAUUACUAGGUUCGAGAGAGAAUUUCCUAGCUUCCUUUGGUGAGGCAGGUCAUAGAUUUAUGAAUCAAGUGGAAAGUGCCAUCGUCCUAAAACCAAAUCAUCGAUCAUUCAAGAGACUUAAUCAUCUCAUACAAGAUCCAAAAUAUUCAGAAAUUUAUGAAUCAUUUAGAUCGAAAAAUCCAGAACUAGCUUCGGAAGGAGUUAGGUAUCUGAUCGAUUAUGCAGACAGAGAAAGAAGGUCAAGAGAUUCUGCUAAAUUGUCGGCAAAGUUAUCAAAAUGGAAGAAACCUAGAAUGAACGAUGAUUCGACUGUUGAUUCAAACUCGAAUUCGAAUGAACUUGAUUUGGGAAUCACUUCAAUACCUGAAAAUUUAGGUCACGCCGGAGAAGAGCUUUUUCAACGACUGACAGCAGAUGCAAGUAUAAAUCCUUUCAGUGAUCAAUUCAGGGAUCAAGAUACCUUGAGGGGGUUUUUGAGUAGACCAGUACCUGAAGAGAUGAGCUACGUUCAAGAUGUCGAUCCAAAUGUGACUACUCAGAUCCAAGGGUAUAUCUCUGAUUUUGCUAGAGGUCAAAGGGAUAUACAAGGUCAGAUGAUCAGAGGUUUGUCAAUGCUGUCUGAGCAGGAAUCAGGACAACCCCCCACGGAUGGUCUGGGCCUGACGAGUCCCCAGGUUGCCUUUGGGCAAGGAAUCGCCGGACUGGGAUCUGCUGGAAUGUCAUCGAAGAGUCGCGAUACUGAGCAUGUACCUGAAACUAUUUCAGAACUAGAACGAGAACCAUCUGUUCACGACCAAGAAGAGCGUGUGAAGUCUUUCGAAGAGGAAUUCGGUUCGAACCACACAGGCAUGGGUCGAUAUGGUCGAGAAUACCUUGAAAGACUCCAAAAAUAUAUGGGAAGUGAUAAAUUCCAAGCCAAUAAAUUCACAGAUAAAGAUACAGUUAUCGGGAAUUUCUUCUCAUUGGCGAAAUGGUCAAAUUACUACAAGGUCGUUAAUGAAAAGAAACCUGAAUUUACUGAACAAUUGGUGGAUUACACUCUCGAGCUCGCUCAGAAGAGGAUACAAAGUGAUCAAGCACGGAACGAUACUCUUUUAGCGGAUUUGCAAAGUUCUUCAAAAGAACAGGAUGAAGAUAACUUUUCAGCUGAUUUAUUGAAAUGGAGCAAAUUCCAAGCUGAUUAUAGGGAUACGAAGACAGGGUUAGGUGACAAGGGAGCAGAGCAAUUACGUGUGUUGAGGAAUUAUAUUAUCAGAUCUGGAUCUGAUCGGGUAAAGUAUACCACUGAAGAAGGUGUGAGAUCCAUACUGACCCAACCGAGAUGGCACGCAUAUCCCAAGUUGGAAAAGACCGAUCCUGAGCGAGCGAAACAACUCUUGGAAUUCGGAUCAUGGUACUCUCGUCAAUUGAUCUCGGAUAGAGAAGCGAAGAGCCUCACUUUGAGUGUGAAAGAUAUCGAAAUGAUGGAAAGUCGAUUGGCCAACCAACCUGAUUCUCAAGGAGGUACAUCAAGUGGUCGAAAGCGUCAAAGACAAGCUACACCUUCAAGCGAAAGUGCGAGUUCAACAGGACACCAGAUGACGGAAAGAAGAACCCCUGAUCGUGCUUCCCAGAGUAACUUUUCUGAAUCGCAAAGAGUGGCUGAUGGGCUGCACAAAUUCGAUGAAGAACAGAUGAGAAUACAUCGUUUGACACUUUUCGGCCUGUACCCCUCGCUGGAGACUGAAGAUGACCCGGCAGGUGAAGGAGCCUCAGCCCAGGAGCAAAAGGCGGACAGCGAAGAAGAUCUUAACCUGGAUGAUUAUCCCGUGGAUCGACAGAGGGAAAGAAUCGCUAGACACUUGCUAUUCAGUGAUGUCCCUCAGACUCCCUUCUUCGAUGACUAG
This is a messenger RNA of Kwoniella mangroviensis CBS 8507, 2256 nucleotides long. RefSeq lists its product as uncharacterized. The transcript has 7 exons. Bases 1 to 2256 code for a protein of 751 amino acids. The record is from RefSeq and is a predicted model, not a curated record. NCBI's taxonomy places the organism in Eukaryota, Fungi, Basidiomycota, Tremellomycetes, Tremellales, Cryptococcaceae.